This is a messenger RNA of Pneumocystis jirovecii RU7, 1029 nucleotides long. Its product is annotated as transcription factor IIF subunit TFG2. NCBI's taxonomy places the organism in Eukaryota, Fungi, Ascomycota, Pneumocystomycetes, Pneumocystales, Pneumocystaceae. Bases 1 to 1029 code for a protein of 342 amino acids. Gene Ontology annotation, cellular component: transcription factor TFIIF complex. The transcript is spliced from 6 exons. Gene Ontology annotation, biological process: transcription initiation at RNA polymerase II promoter; transcription by RNA polymerase II. The record is from RefSeq and is a predicted model, not a curated record.
AUGAAUAAUGAGAAUAAUAUAGUUGUAAAAAAAGAAAUAGGACUAACAGACGAGAAUAUCAAUGUAAGCUAUGAAGACUAUGAAGAUGAUGCAGGUGAUUUGGACAUGUCAAAGAUAAGAAGCAAAGUAUGGCUUGUAAAAGUUCCAAAAUUCCUUUUAGAUAGGUGGGAAUUAGUCAAAGAUGAUGGUGUAGACCUUGGGAUUAUUCGUAUUCAAAACGGCAAAUCAGAUAAUAUUAAGCUUAUAAUACCUGAUGUUGAGAGUAAUAAAGACCUUCCUUUAGAAUAUAAUGUAUUUGUAAUGAAUCGACAUACGCGCAAUGCCUAUGUUUUUGCAGAAAGAGAGGAAAAGUCUAUGCAAAAUUUCUCUGAUGCAACAUUAUUUCGAGAAACGUGUCGUAAAGGAGGAUCUAGCCCAUGCAAGCCUUCACAAAAGCAUAUUGCACUUGUUGGAACAAUUGCUCAUGAAUGCAAUAUUUCUCCUAUUAUUAAUGAACAAUAUCGAAAGGUCAUGCAGGCACGAUCUAAGGCAGCCUCUCAGCCUAAGCGGAAAAUACAAAUGCUUAGUAACCAUAGUUCUCUUACAAGGAAUUUUAUGACUUUAGGAAUGCCUGAAACAAAUGCUGGACGUUUCAGUUCCUUUAUUAAAAAUACUAGAAAAAGUGCCUCUGAUCAAAAGGCUUCUCGAUUGCCACGUAAUGAACUCCUUGAUAUAUUGUUCAAAUGCUUUGAUGACUAUGACUAUUAUUCUAUGAAAACCUUAAAAGAGAUUACAAAACAGCCAGAGACAUAUCUUAAAGAAGUUUUGGAAUCAAUAGCAGUAUUACUUAAAAAAGGACCAUAUAUUAUGAAGUGGACACUUAAAACUGAAUAUAAAAAUAGAAAUAAUUUAUCUGCUAACGAAAGAAAACAAUUGAACGCCAGUACAUCGGCAGCUGCAUUACAUAAUGCUUAUCCAAAUCAUGAGGGUUUUAAAAUUAAUAAAGGGGAAAUGGGUAACGAUGAUAAAAUGAUUGACAGUACUUUUUGA